Tarenaya hassleriana is the source of this 1554-nucleotide messenger RNA. RefSeq lists its product as uncharacterized. Lineage: Eukaryota; Viridiplantae; Streptophyta; Magnoliopsida; Brassicales; Cleomaceae. The transcript has 7 exons. The record is from RefSeq and is a predicted model, not a curated record. Bases 107 to 1240 code for a protein of 377 amino acids. Gene Ontology annotation, cellular component: cytoplasm; membrane.
CCCCGUUUUCCGAUUUGGAGAAACCGAACGCGACUCAGUUUCAGAACGUGGUGCCGCCGAGUCAUCUCGGGGCUUGGAUUCCGGUUCCUCUCAGUAAAACUCGGCCAUGGCGUCACUUCACACCUCCAUUUCUCCUCGUAGCCUACUCUCUCUGUCGAAACCCAGAAAACCCACCUCGAUUUCGCCGCCGGUUUUCUCUCCCGCCGCUCAGAAACCACCCCGAACCCAGGUUUUCCCGAGAAACAAACAGAUUAGCAGGGUCCCAUACGCUGUGGUCCGCGACGAGCUCGAUGUGAUUCCGGUGCAGAGCGGAGACCGUACGGACCAGCAGGAAGGAGUUGUGGUUGUCGGCGGUGAGGCGGAGAGGGAAGGGAGCGACGCUCAGGUGGCGGGAUUCGGCGGCGCUGCGGCGGCGGGCGAGGGAAGGUUGUCGUUUGAAGGGUUUUCUUCAUCGGCGGUUGUGACAGAUGACGGAGAGGAGAGGAGGAGAGAGAACGAGGAGAUGGAGAAGAUGAUUGAUCGGACCAUCAACGCUACGAUUGUUCUCGCAGCUGGUUCUUACGCCAUUACCAAGCUGCUCACCAUCGAUCAUGAUUAUUGGCAUGGUUGGACACUAUUCGAAAUACUAAGAUACGCUCCUCAGCAUAAUUGGACCGCCUACGAAGAGGCAUUGAAGAGAAACCCAAUUCUUGCCAAGAUGGUUAUAAGCGGAGUUGUCUAUUCCCUUGGUGAUUGGAUAGCGCAGUGUUACGAAGGCAAACCUCUGUUUGAAUUUGACCGAGCCAGAAUGUUGAGAUCAGGACUUGUCGGCUUCACUCUCCAUGGCUCCUUGUCCCAUUUCUACUAUCAGUUCUGCGAGGAGCUUUUUCCCUUCCGAGAUUGGUGGGUGGUUCCCGUAAAGGUUGCGUUCGAUCAAACGGCUUGGUCUGCCAUUUGGAACAGUAUUUACUUCACGGUUCUUGGUUUCUUGCGGUUUGAAUCCCCUAUCAGCAUUUUCAAAGAGUUGAGGGCAACGUUCUUGCCUAUGCUAACCGCCGGCUGGAAACUGUGGCCAUUCGCUCAUUUGAUCACUUACGGGUUGAUCCCUCUUGAACAACGGCUUCUGUGGGUGGACUGCGUGGAACUAAUCUGGGUCACGAUACUUUCGACAUACUCGAACGAGAAAUCGGAAGCCAGAAUUUCAGAGGCUGCCAUUGAUCCCACCUCGAGUUCUACAUUCACGGAUCCCUCAAAGGAAUAAAGAAACAGAUGAAAUGAAGUCGGAAGAAGCACUCAUGGGUCGGUAUUGUUCAUCAUCACCAUCAUCAAGUAUAUACGGUGUAUAUACAGUACAGAAUCGCCAAGAGAAUGGCCAGAGAAUCUCUGGUUACGGGGCACGGGACGUGUUCAUAUGGAUCUUCGUGUAUAACCCGAGAAAUCACCAGUGUAUAAUAAUAACAUCCACGCAAAUACACCGUAUAGUUUGUUCUUCUCAUACUGUAAUCUCUUCGUCAUACGUUUUAACGUUACAGUGUUUCUGCAAUAAGAGUUUUGAAACAUUUGAUUCUCCAAUGA